AUGCCUGGGGAAACACCAUCAAACUUGGGACACGAAUACAUCAACAAUGACGAUCUUGGAGUCGACACUUCAGGGUACAAGCGCUACCCACACAGUAGCCGAACAAUCCUCGCCUACAACGGCCCCAUCCUCGAAACCAUGGAGUUCUCCAUCUUAUUGGGCCAGCACCACCCUGGCGCACUGAAGAGCCUAAAAGUCUUUGGUUCAUGGGUGCCGAUCACAGGAUCCAAGAACCAGAACUAG
Molecule: messenger RNA, 243 nt
Organism: Linnemannia hyalina
Lineage: Eukaryota; Fungi; Mortierellomycota; Mortierellomycetes; Mortierellales; Mortierellaceae
Source: the annotation of a GenBank genome assembly